AUGCGUGACGACUGCGGCUGCAGAGAUUCCUUCCUAUCCUUCAGAAUGGCAACUCUUGAAGAACUUGUUGCUGCAACAAAAAUCCUAGGUGAGUCUGCUGGUGAGGCGGUUAAGGAGCCGGAUGCCACGGGCGUUUCGGGUUUGAAACGGGGAGAAAAUGGGAUUGAGGUUUCUGGGUUCAAUAAAGCUGAUGGGGAUAAUGAUCACUCUGUUUUUAGGGCCACUAAGCGAGCUGUUGAGGCCAAAACAACUGUGGAGACUACUUUUGUGGGCGAGGGUCAGCUACAAUCUCACUUGAAUGUUGAAGAGAAUGAGGAAGAAGGGGCUGAGAAUGGAAUUUUUGUAUCUGGUGAUGAUAAGAGCGAUUCGGUCAGAGAAGAAGAGCGUAAUCAGAAUGGAAUUAAUCUUAUAGUGGACGUUCUUGGUUCUUUGGAUGGUGGCGAUGGGAGUAAUAAGUAUCUUGAAACUGACGGCGGAGAAAGCUCUUUUGUAGAGAAUGCAGGAGGCUUAAAUAUUACCUGUGUUCUAGAUAUCAUGGGUCAAGAUUAUAAAGCAGAGGAGGAUGGUCAAGUGGUGGAAAAACAUGAGCAUGGUUUUUGUGUGGGAGAUUUUGUUUGGGGUAAAAUUAGAGGUCAUCCUUGGUGGCCUGGACAGAUUUAUGGUCCUCAGGAUGCAUCAGAUUUUGCUCUGAAGCAUUGUCAGAGGGGUCGCCUCCUUGUUGCCUUCUUCGGGGAUGGUUCUGGUUCUUGGUGCUUGCCAACGCAACUUAUACCUUUUGCGAGCAAUUUUGAGGAAAUGUCAAAAGGAAGUAGUUCUAAGAGCUUUCUCAAUGCUGUGCAGAGGUCGAUUGAUGAGGUUGGUAGGAUGUUGGAGAUGAGUUGUAAUUGUAUAGCAAAAGAGAGAAAAGUUGGCCUUGCCAGGCCAUUGGCGGUGAAUGCUGGGCUGAAACCGGGAGUUCUCAUGCCAGAGGUAGAUAUUAACCGCCUUUCUGUUCCUAAAUACGAACCUGCUGAAGUACUUGUGAAGGUUAAGAACCUCGCACAGGCUGUUUCUAUUGGCAGUAUGCUUGAGCUUGCAGUCUUGAAGAGUUGGCUAUCUUCCUUUUAUCGUUCAAAGGGAGGUUACCAAUUGCCUGUAUAUCAUGAAGCCCAUCAAAUCGAAGGUCUUGAAGACACAGGUGAAAUUGGAAAUGUCGUUCCAAAUGGUUUUACUCUUCCAAUUGAUGGCCCAAUUUCAGGUCCAGUUGAAGAAGACUGGCUCUCCUCAUACAGUACAGGUAUGCAGCAGUUCCCAGCACCUUCAGGGGAUAAGAUUUAUCGGAGAAGGAAGCAAAAAAGUGUAGCGGAGCUUAUGGGAGAAACCACUGAUAUUAAGCUCAAAGAUAAGAAGGGAACUGCAGCAAAAGAUGGAACAUCCACAAGGAGGAGGAAGAGCAAGUAUUUAACUCCCCCCUACACGGAGAGGGUAAAUGAAGUUUCUUCCGUUGAAAAUAUUGUCAGGGAAGAAGCUAAUGAGUCAUCAACGCCAAGAGAAAGGAAGAAGAGCAAGUAUUUAUCUGCCCCCUACACAAAUCUUAAUCGAAGGGCGGGAAACUCGAGCUCAAAAGGAGAGUCAGAAAUUGAAUAUGAGAAAAUUGACAAGACUGUUAGGGUGGGAGAGCACAUGACAAAGGCUGAUGGAGAUCUUUUUCCAUUGCCUUCAAUUUCCAAUCCUGUGUCUGCAAAUAUACUUCCUAGUUGGCAACAAAAGGGUAUUGACUCGUCUACUUAUACAAGUUCUCAACAGGAUGAGAAUGAUCUGAAGAAGAUUUUUGAUACAGUAGAUGUUGAUGCAUCAGCAUUCAGGAGCUCAAUCUAUUUGGAUGGAUCAAACUAUAAAGAGUUUCAUGGCCAUCGACGAGGUAAGAAGAGAAAGUUAUUGCAUUUUGAUCCAGAGAAUCAAGGGAAUGGCACAAGUGAAACAAAAGCCAAGAAGUCCAAGCCCAAAAUUCCUGAAGCAGGGACCAAUAAGAUUGACAGAAGUGCUUCAUCGGCAUCUCUUGUAAUUACAUUUUCCCCUGGAUUUACUUUGCCAUCAAAAGAUGAUGUUAUUGGAAUGUUCAAUACGUUUUGGAGUCUGAAUGAGAAAGAAGCGAAUUUGGUGAUGGAUUCAAACACUGUUCAGGUUGAGUUUGUUAAGAAUUCUGAUGCAGAAGAAGCCUUCAGAUCAUCAGUAAACAAAGACUUAUUUGGCUCUGCUAUUCUUAAACGUAGUAUACAGCAUUCUUCAGUGACCCUUCACCCUGAGAAACCCGACUCUUCACAACUAGCAGAUGAUGUAAUUUCAGAUAUGGGUUUCAUCAACCAAAAACUCGAAAUGAUGUCAAGCGUGCUGGAAAAUUGUAACUGUAAGAUUUCACCUGAGAAAUCGAGCCUUAAGGAUGAGAUGAUACAUCUCUUGGAGAAGGUUGGAACAGCAUCAGAAAAGGUAAGAACCAUGGUUGAAAGGACAUCAACUUAG
This is a messenger RNA of Fraxinus pennsylvanica, 2499 nucleotides long. Lineage: Eukaryota; Viridiplantae; Streptophyta; Magnoliopsida; Lamiales; Oleaceae. The record is from the annotation of a GenBank genome assembly.